Molecule: messenger RNA, 3795 nt
Organism: Schizophyllum commune H4-8
Lineage: Eukaryota; Fungi; Basidiomycota; Agaricomycetes; Agaricales; Schizophyllaceae
Product: Dbl homology domain-containing protein
Exons: 17
Coding region: 1-3795 (1264 amino acids)
Biological process (GO): intracellular signal transduction
Molecular function (GO): guanyl-nucleotide exchange factor activity
Source: RefSeq, a predicted model, not a curated record
AUGCUGCGCGACCUCGCUUCUGGGCGUGACGAUAGCGCGGAUCACUACGACGAGCUACAAGAGGAAUACUGGGAAGACGAAGACGAGGAUGACGAGUCUCGAUUUGUCAAUCACUCGCUGCUGUCCCACCUCGCUGUUCAGCUGCGCGACAAGGUGCCGCGAGGGACUCACGUGAAGGGGAGCAUCCCCUACCCCAGCGCGUUCACUGGCAAGGACAUCGUCUCCACCAUCCAGACGCAGAUUCAGCGCGAGCUCGCGCUUGUGCACGGCAUCUCGACAAGUGACCGGAGAGCGGCGCUGAAGGUCGCGCGCAGCCUGCAGAGCCAGUUGUUCUUCUACGAGGUCGAGUGGGGUUCGCGAGUCUUGCAAGAUGGCGUGGAGGACGUGUACAUGUUCAUGGACGAUCUGGACGGUGGUAGUGAGGGUCGCGAACGGGAAGAGCUGCCGACCGGACUCGUUACGAUGCUUGCGCGAUGUUAUACGCCAGGAUGCGGGGAGACGGAGGGCCCUUGUUAUGCUUGGAGCUGUCCGCGCAGGGGUGGCAUUGUAAAUCUCCUCGAGGACACCGUCGAAGAGCCCGAGGUAGCCCCAGAGCAUGAAUGGGAAGGCGGGCUCGCUCCGGAGAUCCUCGAGAACCUGCCGGAGUCUGAGCGCAAUCGGCAGACGAUCAUCUACAAGGUCAUUGCGAAGGAAGAGACGUACCUUCAGGACCUUGACUUCGUCGAGAAGGCCUUCAUCAAGCCUCUGCGCAGCGCAAACCCUCCUGUCAUCGCCCCAGACAUGCUGGAGGACUUCAUCGACGACGUCUUCCACAACAUAAUGGACCUUCGCGAAUGCAAUCGUCGGUUACUCGAGAACCUGCGCGUUAGGCAGCGCGAGCAAACCCCGGUCAUACACAAUAUCGGUGACAUCUUCCUCGUCGCUGCUGCAGAGUUCGAGCUGGCGUACCCGAUCUACAUUGGGCAUCAUCCCAUGGCGGAGAAGCGCCUUAAGGACGAGACGGAUAACAACCCGGAAUUGCGACUAUUCCUAGAGCAAUGUGCUCGGAAUAUCGCGCGCGGGGAGGAUCAGGCCCGGCUUGACCUCAAGCACUUCCUCAACCGUCCCUCCGAGCAUUUGCAGAAGUACCCUGUGUUGCUGGAGGCCGUGUACAAUGAGACGACGGAGGGCAAUGCUGAUGCGGACUACUUAAAGAACGCCAUCGACGCGCUGAAGAAUCUGCAGUCCGCGGCACAGCUGCGUACGUUCCAGUCGGCGAUGGGCAAGGGCACGCCGGGCAAGUGGGAGUGGCAUGACUUAGUGACGCCCGAGGUUCGCCAGCGGCUGGUCAAGGACGAGCAGAAGCGACAAGCUAUAAUCUUCGAGGUCAUCAAGGGUGAGAUGGCGUACGUCAAGGAUCUGGAAAACAUCGGUGUAAUGUACAUCGAGCCUCUUCGCGCUGCGGACCCGCCCAUCAUCAAGCCCGAACGGCUGGACCAGUUCAUCAUCGACGUCUUCCACAACUAUGCUGAACUGCUGGAGCACCACAAGAAGUUCCUGCAGGCCUUGCAUACGGUUCAGCGCCAGCAGCACCCCGAGAUUCGGUCAAUAACAGCACAACUGUUCGACGCAGUCCUCAACUUCCGCGAGGCUUACAUUGAGUACAUCCCAAACUACCCUGUCGCGGAAUACCGCAUCGACGACGAGAUGGCCAACAAUCCCGCGUUCAAGGCCUUCGUUGAGCAAUGUACUAGGCAUCCUGAUGCCCAUAGGCUCGAUAUGAAGAACUUCAUCAAUCGUCCGAUUCCGCGUCUUUUGCGGUAUGAGCUUCUUCUGAAGAACGUUUUGGAUGAGACGCCGCCGGGGCACGAGGACCGCAACGAGAUUCCGUCGGUGCUCGAGCUCAUCAAGGCACUCGGGAAGGAAACGGAGCCAGGCGUCGUGUCGGCGAAGCAGAAAGUCGAGCUUUGGCGGUACCACUCGAACCUUGUCUUCAAGCCGGGAGAGUUUGUAGAUAUGGACCUGCUAGCUGAGAACCGGGUUCUCAUCCACAGUGGCAAGCUUCUGCGACAGCCCGACACAGGCUUCGAGUUCAGCGGUUGGCCGGAGCUAUUCGUGCUCCUUUUCGACAAUUACUUCGUCAUGACCAAGCCCAAGGACAGGGACGGUGUUACGAAGUACCAUGUGUACCGUCGACCCAUUCCCCUUGACCUCCUUACGUUGGUGAACUUCAAUGACCCGCCUACCCAACGUGGUACUGGCAUCCUGCGCAACUUGCGCGGAGGCGGGCAUGAAGCAUCCCCUAGCGUACCCUCUCCCGAAAGCGCCGGCGACUCGCGUAUGGCCUACCCGUGCACCAUUCAUCACAAUGGUCGCUUGGGUGGUCCGUACAUCCUCUACGCCGAGUCCGCCGCUGCAAGGAACGAAUGGAAACAGAAGCUCGAUGAGGCGCUCGGCAUUCGGAAGGUCGUCCAGGACUCGAACAAGGUCUUCGAGGUGGAGACGCUCAGCGCGGAUACUUUCCUUGUGCCGUCAGUGCUGGCGGGCCCGUCAUCUCCGUCCUACAACCAGGAUAGCGCUCUCACGGGUAGGGUGACAUGCUCGAUCCCUUUCAACACCAGUGACGGGCGCGGUCUUGUCGCAAUCGGAUGCGCCGAGGGCGUAUGGAUAGGGUUCCGGCACGAUCCCAACUCUAUGCGCCGGGUACUGCAUCUGAAGAUGGUGACCCAGUGCGCCAUGCUGGAGGAGUUCGGCAUCUUCCUUGUGCUUGCGGACAAAUCCCUUUUCGCGUAUCACAUCGAGGCUUUGGUCCCGUCGACGCAUUCAACGCCUAUGACUUCCCAAGCGCCGCAGAAGCUCAACGGCGCGGGGGCGGUCCAGUUCUUCUGCGUCGGCAAGCAGCAAGGUCGCACACUCGUUAUCUACAUGAAGAAGAAAGGCCUUGAGAGUAUCUUCCGAGUACUUGAGCCUGUCGCGGAUAAGAUCGGCGAACGCACCCGUGCUGCGACCGGCCUUGGCCAUCGACUGUUCAAGUCUGCCAAGUCUGAGUGGUUCCGUGUGUAUAAGGCAGGUCCAUGCGACUUCUUCCUGCCGUCCGAGGCGUACGAUGCGGUCUUCUUGAAGGCGACCAUUGUCAUCAUGUGCUCCAAGGGCUUCGAAAUCAUGAACAUCGACAACUACCAGAGCGUGUCGAUCCCGUUACGAGAGGAUCCUCGGGUAGAGAAGAUCAUCAAGCGUGCCGAGGCCUCUCGUCCUUUGGGCAUGUUCCGCUCUGGCGACAACGAAUUCUUGCUAUGCUAUGACGAGUUCGGCUUCUAUGUCGAUAAGCACGGUGACCCAAGUCGUGCCAUCGAAACCAUCGAAUGGGAGGGCACGGCACAAAGCGUCGCCUUCCACCCGCCCUACGUCCUGCUAUUCGACACCCGCUUCAUCGAGAUCCGUCAUGUGGAGACAGCACGUCUUUGCCAAAUCAUCACUGGCAACGACGUUCGCUGCAUCUGGGAUGGCCGCGGGUCGGGCGAUCUCGCGAAGCAGAUCCGGGAGAACAGGAUUGAGGACGACAACGAAGUCCAAGAGGCGCAGGUGCACGCCGUCAUGAACUCGACGGAGACUGUAGGCGGCGGUCGCGGCGCGCGCGCUGUCGCUCAGCAUGUCUUCGAACUCAUCCCCACCGUUUCACUCCCACUCCCUGAACCUUCGCCCAACACGAUCCUGGGCAACUCUCCCGGUCCUUACAAUUACAUGCAGAGGUCAAGUUCUAGUUCGUCGCCGCCAAUCUCGCCUACCAACAUGCGGUCAACAUCCUGGCGGUCGUAG